Messenger RNA from Heteronotia binoei (common prickly gecko), 6480 nucleotides. RefSeq names its product ring finger and CCCH-type domains 2 (gene RC3H2). The record is from RefSeq and is a predicted model, not a curated record. The coding region runs from base 179 to 3817 and encodes 1212 amino acids. NCBI's taxonomy places the organism in Eukaryota, Metazoa, Chordata, Lepidosauria, Squamata, Gekkonidae. Gene Ontology annotation, molecular function: metal ion binding. The transcript has 22 exons.
UGGGCGGGGCUCCCGGCUGUCACCGCGAUGAGGAGACGCCGCCGCCGUCGCCGCUGGGCCGGUCCGGGGUGCGCCCCUCAGGGGGUGUGAGGAGAGGCCGGGCCCAACCGCAGCUGCCAAACACUAGACGGUGAAAUAAUGGUUUGCUAGCUGUUGGAGCGAGCUCCCACCUUCCACAAUGCCUGUGCAGGCGGCACAGUGGACAGAAUUUCUGUCCUGUCCGAUCUGCUACAAUGAGUUUGAUGAGAACAUACACAAGCCAAUCAGCUUAGGCUGCUCACACACAGUCUGCAAGACCUGCCUGAACAAGCUGCACCGCAAGGCCUGCCCUUUUGACCAGACAGCCAUCAACACUGACAUCGACGUGCUUCCUGUAAACUUUGCACUUCUCCAGUUAGUUGGAGCCCAGGUACCAGAUCAUCAGACUGUCAAACUAAGUAAUCUAGGAGAGAACAAGCACUACGAAGUAGCAAAGAAAUGUGUGGAAGACCUGGCACUUUAUUUAAAACCACUGAGUGGAGGCAAGGGUGUUGCCAGUUUGAACCAGAGUGCACUGAGCCGUCCAAUGCAAAGGAAACUGGUGACACUGGUGAACUGCCAGCUGGUGGAAGAAGAGGGUCAGGUGAGAGCCAUGCGGGCAGCCCGCUCCCUUGGCGAGAGAACCGUGACAGAGCUGAUCUUACAGCAUCAGAACCCUCAGCAGCUGUCUGCCAAUCUCUGGGCUGCUGUCAGGGCACGAGGGUGCCAGUUUCUAGGACCAGCUAUGCAGGAAGAAGCCUUGAAACUGGUGCUGCUGGCCUUAGAAGAUGGCUCUGCCCUCUCUCGGAAAGUACUGGUGCUUUUUGUUGUCCAGAGGCUGGAACCGCGUUUUCCACAGGCAUCGAAAACUAGCAUUGGCCAUGUGGUGCAGCUGCUGUAUAGAGCUUCGUGUUUCAAGGUCACCAAAAGGGAUGAAGAUUCUUCUCUGAUGCAGCUGAAAGAGGAAUUUCGCAGUUACGAAGCAUUACGGCGGGAGCAUGAUGCUCAGAUUGUCCAUAUUGCCAUGGAAGCAGGACUUCGGAUAUCACCAGAGCAGUGGUCGUCCCUCCUUUAUGGUGACUUGGCCCACAAAUCCCACAUGCAGUCCAUCAUUGACAAGCUUCAGUCCCCAGAGUCCUUUGCAAAAAGUGUGCAAGAGCUGACAAUCGUUCUGCAGCGUACUGGCGACCCUGCCAAUUUAAACCGGCUACGACCCCAUUUGGAGCUAUUGGCCAACAUAGAUCCUAAUCCAGAUGCAGCAUCUCCAACAUGGGAACAGCUGGAAAAUGCCAUGGUGGCUGUGAAGACAGUAGUCCAUGGCCUGGUGGACUUCAUUCAGAACUAUAGUCGGAAAGGCCAUGAAACACCACAGCCACAACCAAAUAGCAAAUACAAAACCAGCAUGUGCCGGGAUCUGCGACAACAAGGCGGGUGUCCACGUGGGACAAACUGCACAUUUGCUCACUCUCAGGAAGAGCUAGAGAAGGCGGCAGCUUUUUCAAUGAGAGCUGAAGGCUGUUUGAAAGAGGGACCGGUGCUUGUGAGACAUACGCUUGCCCCACUUCUGCCUCUGAUCAACAGGUAUCGACUGAGGAACAAGAAGAUGAGUGCCACAGUGCGGACCUUCCCACUGUUAAGCAAAGCCAACGUAACCAGCACUGUCGCCACCACAGCAGGAAGUGUCAUUUCCAUCAUAGGAAGCGCAGAAUCAGCAGGGAAGGUAGCCCCUAGCACCAACGGGAUCACGAGCCUGGAAAGUGGCCUGCCGCAGCUGAUUCCACGUUGUGCCGACACCUCUUCUCUAAGGGCUCUGGAGAACGUGAAGAAAGCAGGGAAGGCUGGAACCAACUGUCACAGUGUCUCUGGGUCUCCAACAGAUCCUCUGCCUGAAAAUAAAAUUGGUUCUCCUCCAAAGACUCCUGUCAGUCAGGCAGCAGCUGCCUCAGCAGGCCCUCCACCUCCUCCUCCUCCACUUCCUGUUGGCACAGAGAUGGGCUCCAUGCCUCCCAAGUCCAGCCCUUUCGCACCAAGAGUGCCUGUCUACCCUCCACACUCUGACAACCUGCAAUAUUUUCAAGAUCCCCGGGCCCACCUGUCCUACGAAACUCCACAAUACCCACAAGCAGGUUACUACCCACCACCGCCAACGGUCCAGGCCAGUGUAGGUCCCUGCCUCCCUCGCUUUGUUCGGUCCAGCAACGUUCCAGAGCCCCCACUUCCACCUGCUUCCAUGCCCUACAGUGACCAUUACAGCACUUUCCCCCCUCGAGACAGGCUGAGUUCUCCUUACCAGCCUCCUCCACCGCAGCCAUAUGGGCCAGUCCCUCCUGUUCCGUCUGGAAUGUACGCCCCCGUCUAUGACAGCCGGCGGAUCUGGCGGCCACAGAUGUACCCACGGGAUGACAUCAUCAGGAGUAACUCCUUACCUCCCAUGGAUGUUGUGCACCCCUCAGUCUAUCAGACCUUUUUGCGAGAAAGAUACAACUCUUUGGACAGCUAUUAUUCCAUGGCUUGCCAGCUGCCGGCUGAGCAAAGGACAGUGCCUUUGUCAAGGGAACCUUGUGGCCACUUGAAGCCCAGUUAUGAUGACCCACUAAGGAGGAAGCCAGAGCAGUGGGCCCAGUGCCACCCACAGAAGACUCCCCUGGUGUCCUCUGCCCUUCCCACGGCUACACAGUCUUCGACACCACCUUCUCCUCUGUUCAGCGUAGACUUUAGUGCAGAAUUCUGUGAAAGUUCGGCUGACUUAAGCAACACCAAGUACGAGGAUGACCGCCUCUCCCACUACUCACCCUGGUCCUGUGGCACGAUCAGCUCUUGCAUAAGUGCCAUUGAAUCGGAGCCCAAGGAUGUCAUUGCCAACUCCAGUGCAGUGCUUAUGGAUCUGGACAGUGGCGACAUGAAGAGACGGGUACAUCUGUUUGAAACCCAACGAAGGGCCAAGGAAGAAGACCCCAUAAUUCCAUUUAGCGAUGGGCCUAUUAUCUCCAAAUGGGGUGCAAUCUCCCGGUCAUCCCGCACAGGUUACCAUACAACAGACCCAAUUCAGGCCACUGCUUCCCAAGGAAGCGCUACAAAGCCAAUCAGCAUGUCAGACUAUAUCCCUUAUGUCAGCACUAUUGAUUCAAGAUGGAGCUCCUACAGUUCAGAUUCUACUUCAUCAGCACCCUUUAUAGAACGGGACCGGUUCAUAGUUACUGAGAUAUCUGCCCCAAGAAAGCAUUCCAGCACUGGAGAUCUACUGAGCAUCGAACUACAGCAGGCCAAAAGCAACUCAUUGCUACUUCAGAGAGAGGCAAAUGCUCUGGCCAUGCAGCAGAAAUGGAGCUCUUUAGAUGAAGGCAGCCAUCUCACCUUGAACCUCUUAAGCAAGGAAAUUGAUCUGAGGAAUGGAGAGACAGACUACUCAGAAGACAGUGCAGACACAAAGCCAGAUCGAGACAUAGAGUUGGAACUUUCAGCCCUGGAUGCUGAUGAGCCUGAUGGGCAAGUGGAACAAAUGGAAGAGAUUCUGAGCCUACAGCUCGGGAUCAGUGAUCAAGAUGAUCAUCUGUUCAAUGGGUCAGCUCUGGAGAAUGGCCACCCGUUGGAGCAGUCCCAGGAGCCCAGGCAGCAGAAGAGGGCCAGCUUAGGUGAAGACCUUACUAUUCAGGGAGAAGCAAAAAACAAUCCUGCCCGUGACUUCCUGCUUCAGCCAGCCAAUGGCUUCCUCUAUGGGCUCCCUGCCUGUUACAACUUCUGCUGGCAUGGGCAGCCUCAUUCUCAAAACGGCUCAUGUUAUGGUGGAUGGGAAAAAUGACUUUUUAAGGCCAGUUACAAAUGGGAAGUUGGUGAACAGCUGAGAGGUGUUCUGCUUUCAAGCUUGUGACCAUGCUACGGAAGCAUCUACCCGUGCUUUUUAUAUAUAUAAUAUAUAUUAUAUAAUGUAUAUUUUUUUUAAGAAAAUACUAUUGGGGUCAUCUGUUUCCUGUGGACUCUUUGAUACGUCAAGGCCCUCUCAAAAUAGCAUUCUGGGAAAGAAAAAAGAAAUCACCAAUUCUGCUAGGAUCAGGUGUUCGCUUUCCAUGAGUGGUAGAAUUUGGACAUUGUUUGACUUAAGCUUAAAGCAGCUUUUUAAUGAGUUCAUAGAAGUCCAGGGUACCAAUUGAGCCAUUAUUGUUUUAAAAUGGCUCCCCUAGGGAAAUUAAUGAGUCACUUAUUUAAGCCAGCAGGAUCCUCAGGCAAUGCACCUUGAGGAAGUAGAACUAACUCAUUUUGCCUCAUUCUUGUUUCACAGGAGAGGAAUUUUGCAUCUGGCUGCAGCUGCUUGUUUCUCCAGCUGUGGAACCUUUGCGUGAAAGUGUGUGAAAGAAAGAGAGAGGGUGGGGUUCUUCUUACCACAAGACUUUUAAUUCAGGGUUGAAACAGUUCUUUGUUUUUGUAGGGAGGUUUUCCAUUUUGCACUCCUACAUUAUAUGCAGCAGUGCCUCACUUUGCAUCUUCAUUCCCACCCCCCAGUCUCCCCCAUCCAACCCAUCCUUUUCUGCUUGAGGACUUGAUAUUUCCAUAUAUCAAGCAACUUGUACAAAUUAUAGAAUGCAAAACCAAGUGCCUGAGUCUUUUCGCUUACGUGCUCGGUCUGACUGCUCCAAGUUGUAAGCUGAAUUGCUACGUUCUGUUUUGUUAACAUAAUGUGCUCAUUCUGUGGAUGCUGUUCUGAGGAGGCGGUCCCUUAGCACAGUCCCCAGGUGACUUGGCAUCCGGAGCCUCAAGGAUUCCUGGCAAAACCUUGUAUAUGUUGUGUUUGCACUGACUUAACAACACAGUAUUGCUGUUGCUAUACUUGAUUAGCAGUUCUUUAGAUGCGCCUGAUGUUGUUGGUUAUAGUAUUACUGAGAACCCUUGGUAAUUGGGUUGCUUAUUGAUUAUUCUGACAAGGCCUUGAACUUAUUAAUAAUAUAGCUUUAGCUGAGCUUGUACAAAGAAAAUGAAUAAAUGUGUCCUCUGAAGAUAUGACUGGGAAGGAAGAAAAAAAUAUCAUUUGGUAGAAAUGAUCAACUGAAAUAAUACAUCCUCACCUUCAAUGCUAGCAUUUGAGCCAUUCCCCCCCCCCUCUUUGUUUAACUAACAUGGCCACUCUGAAGUUAGAACGGCAAGAGGACUCUGGCAAAAUAACUUCUCCUAGUUUGCCCUCUGCAAUUCCUUUUACAAUUUAUCUUUUACAAGUUUUACAGUUCUCUUUUUUUUUUCCUAAGUGUUUGUUAAUUAACUUCUGUGAAGUUGUUUACUCUGAAAAAUGUACUGGAAUAUUUUAGCCAAGCGGAACUUCUGCCAGGUGUACUGUACACGAGGGCUAUUCCUGCUAGCAAAUGGCUUUAAAUGAAAAAAAAAAGACUAUCAUGUUACUGGCAAAACAGAGUUGUUAAUAUUCCAAUGGCAGCUCUGGACGUGGGAUAAAGCUUUUUGAUAACCAUCAUGUGUGUAUUUCUUCUGGGGCUGGGGUGGGUGGGUUGGGACUGGCAUUUCCCUGAGGGUUGCAGAUGUAACUUGGAUCAAUUUUUUUUUUAAAUAUCUCUCAUGACUCACAGGGUCAUAAAAAUUAUAUUGUAAAUACAAACUGAAAAUUCAAGGACUGUUUUUUUUAAUAUAUAUAUAUAUAUAUAUAUAUUCCAGUAAUGUUGUGGAGGCUCUUGCCUACUUAUUUAAAUACAAAAGCUCUUUGUAAGUGACAGCCAAAUACCGCCUCUUAAAUUCCCUUGAAUUCUCUAGCAUCUUCUUCACCUAGUUGCCCCACCUCACUUCUGCAGUGACGCAAACAAGGCAACUAGAAACUGCUCAGAUCUUUUUUUCUUAACGUAUCUCUUCACCUUACCUUGUGACUGUUAAGAGAUUUUGAUGUGGAAUGUUACACGUUCAUCUGCCACAGCUGUGCUCUCAAUCUAGCUGGGCCAUUCUGUAUAUAUGAAUUUAUAUAUCACAUUUGAAAUGCUUCCAGAACAAUUUCAUUUGCGCUCUAUGUACCUUCAAUAUAUAUAUAUAUGUAUAUGCAAACUGAUAUAUCUCUUACAUGGAUAUUUAAACAGUGAGAUUUUCCAUGUUGAAGGUUGAUGUAAUUUUCAAAAAAUGCUAUUUUGUUACAAAAAUAGAGAAAUAUUAAAAAGUUCAAGAGAUCCUUCUAUUUUGCCCUCAGGGAAAUCGUCCUCUGUGAACCAGAAUGCCACCUCACAUCUUCAGCCCAAUCUGAGGGUGGAUAUUACAAUACCUAAAUAGCUCUUGCGAAUUUUAACUUCUUAGUUUUAAAUGUAUGUAAUUUUUUUUAAAGACUGUUGUGCUCUGCAGGAUGAAGGGAUUUUGAGGCAAUUGUUUACAAAUCUUUGUCUGUUUCUCCAGUGAGAUUACAUUGGCAGAAAACCCCAUUCCUGCUGUUUACCAGCAUAAGAAUGAGCUCACUUCUUGUUUGUUUGUCUAGUGAUGGCAGCAAAA